Owenia fusiformis is the source of this 904-nucleotide messenger RNA. NCBI's taxonomy places the organism in Eukaryota, Metazoa, Annelida, Polychaeta, Sabellida, Oweniidae. The record is from the annotation of a GenBank genome assembly.
UACAUAUAUGGAUACAAAUCAAAGUGUUACAUAUAUGGAUACAAAUCAUAGUGUUACAUAUAUGGGUACAAAUCAAAGUGUCACAUAUAUGGGUACAAAUCAAAGUGUGACGUAUAUGGGUACAAAUCAAAGUGUUACAUAUAUGGAUACAAAUCAAAGUGUCACAUAUAUGGGUACAAAUCAAAGUGUUACAUAUAUGAAUACAAAUCAAAGUGUUACAUAUAUGGAUACAAAUCAAAGUGUUACAUAUAUGGAUACAAAUCGAAGUGUUACAUAUAUGAAUACAAAUCAAAGUGUUACAUAUAUGGAUACAAAUCAAAGUGUUACAUAUAUGAAUACAAAUCAAAGUGUUACAUAUAUGGAUACAAAUCAAAGUGUUACAUAUAUGGAUACAAAUCGAAGUGUUACAUAUAUGGAUACAAUUCAAAGUGUUACAUAUAUGGAUACAAAUCAAAGUGUUACAUGUGGGUACAAAUCAAAGUGCUACAUAUAUGGAUACAAAUCAAAGUGUUACAUAUAUGGGUACAAAUCAAAGUGUUACAUAUAUGGAUACAAAUCAAAGUGUUACAUAUAUGGGUACAAAUCAAAGUGUUACAUAUAUGGGUACAAAUCAAAGUGUUACAUAUAUGAAUACAAAUCAAAGUGUUACAUAUAUGGAUACAAAUCAUAGUGUUACAUAUAUGGAUACAAAUCAAAGUGUUACUUAUAUGGAUACAAAUCGAAAUGUUACAUUUAUGGGUACAAAUCAAAGUGUUCCAUAUAUGGAUACAAAUCAAAGUGUUCCAUAUUUGGAUACAAAUCAUAGUGUUACAUAUAUGGAUACAAAUCAAAGUGUUCCAUCUAUGGAUACAAAUCAAAGUGUUACAUAUAUGGAUACAAAUUGAAGUGUUACAUAUAUGGGUAC